Notechis scutatus (mainland tiger snake) is the source of this 328-nucleotide messenger RNA. NCBI's taxonomy places the organism in Eukaryota, Metazoa, Chordata, Lepidosauria, Squamata, Elapidae. The record is from RefSeq and is a predicted model, not a curated record.
GCUUCCUUCUGUGCCUCUUUUAUAGAUUGGCAUAGAUCCUCCACGGGGCGUGUUAAUGUAUGGGCCCCCUGGCUGUGGAAAGACUAUGCUGGCCAAAGCUGUGGCCCAUCACACCACAGCUGCUUUCAUUCGGGUAGUGGGGUCUGAAUUUGUGCAGAAGUACCUGGGUGAGGGGCCACGCAUGGUCCGGGAUGUUUUCCGACUGGCCAAAGAGAACGCACCGGCCAUCAUCUUCAUCGAUGAAAUUGAUGCCAUUGCCACCAAGCGUUUUGAUGCCCAGACUGGAGGUGAGUUGGCAAGCGGAAACAGCUGAAUUUUGAAAGGCAGC